Messenger RNA from Anarrhichthys ocellatus (wolf-eel), 1652 nucleotides. RefSeq names its product caspase-8-like. The record is from RefSeq and is a predicted model, not a curated record. Gene Ontology annotation, molecular function: cysteine-type endopeptidase activity. NCBI's taxonomy places the organism in Eukaryota, Metazoa, Chordata, Actinopteri, Perciformes, Anarhichadidae. Bases 310 to 1491 code for a protein of 393 amino acids. The transcript has 6 exons. Gene Ontology annotation, biological process: proteolysis; regulation of apoptotic process.
GAGAGCUCAAGUGCUCCUUUUCCACGAAGCGGUAAGCAAGCUCCACAGUUACCACCCUCCGUUGUCUGUAGCUACAUCGUAUUCUAAUCUACAUCCUCGGUGAAUUGCUUGCACAUGGUGCAUAAAACCCGAGCGUUUGAAACGCAUAAUUGAGUAGCGUGUUUUAAAUUCAGAUACAAGCUUUGUACGGAUAUAUAACUACCGAGUUUUGAUAACGAAAGCAGCUUGCCACAGUUAUUUCGGGCACGAGGACACGGAAUUCCCCGGGUAAGACCGAAAGUGGAGGAAACAACUUCCUGACUAUUCAACAUGUCAGCCGAAGACACGGUGAGACGUAAUAAGACAGCCAUUGUGCAGAAUUUGUGUGGAGACUACAUGCUAAUCCUCAACAAAGUUCAUCAGAAUGAGCUGAUAACUCAGCGUGAGUACAGGAACCUUAAAAGCAUCGACAAGGAAGAUGUAGAGGGCCACGUCGUUAGGCUCGUGGACAAGCUCAUGAACAAAGGUGAGGACAGCUGCAAAGCCUUCCUGAACCUCCUGCAAACUGAUGCGGAAAUUGUAGCUACUUACCCUAAACUGAAGAGCAUGCAGUUGAAGGACACCAGCAUUUUAACCAAGCCUGUCCAAGCUUGUUCAGGUGAUGUCAGUGAGAGCAAGAGGCCAAAGGAGGAGAAGCUGUAUGAGUUGAACAGUAAGCCCACCGGCCUCUGUGUGAUCAUAAACAAUGAGAAUUUCAACUAUAGAAAGGAGAAGAAAAAGAGAAGUGGAACCAACAAAGAUGCUGAAGAUUUGGCAGAGGUGUUCAGCCGGCUGGGCUUCAGAGCACUGAUGUGUAAAGACCAAACCAAGGACCAGAUGGAGCGAGCGCUGAAAUGCUUUGCUUCUCAGAGCGACCUCGCUCAGCUGCGGGAGUUCAAUGUUGAGGAGUGGUCUGGCAGCGGAUUCACUCCUCUUCAAGAGGCUCCUCGACAUGGCGAUGCCUUCGUCUGCUGUAUUCUCAGUCACGGAGGGAAGGGUGUAGUCUUCGGUGUUGACGAUCAGCCCCUUUCCAUCAAAACAAUAACUGGAACAUUCAAGACCGCUCAGUCGACCCUCACCGGCAAGCCCAAAGUGUUCCUGAUCCAGGCCUGUCAGGGAGGGCAGACACAGCGUAGAGUGUCAUUAGAAGCUGAUGAUUCUCCCUCGCCAUCCACCCCUGAGGAUGCUGAUUUUCUGGUUGCCAUUGCCUCUGUUGGAGAUUUUCAAUCAUACAGACACAGCAUAAAUGGGAGCUGGUUCGUCCAAUCUUUGUGUCAGCAGCUAAAGGAGGGCUGUAAGAGGAGUGAACACAUUCUCAACAUCCUCGUCGACGUGAACUAUGAAGUGGCCCAGAAAGAGGGUUACGUGGAAGAUGAGUCAGAGGGUGACGUGAAAUAUAAGUUGGUAAAGCAGAUGCCUGAAGUUACGUACACCCUGACAAAGAGACUCGUGUUGUCUCCACAUCGCAACUGAAGCUUCAUCGCCAACAUUCAUGCAAACUCACUAUGCUCGAUGUCUUAAUUAUGGACCUAUAAUUUACUCUGGGGGAGGGCUUUCUUAAAAUGUACUCAUUGUAUCAUUCAAAAUCUUGUAUUUUUAUCACAUUAAACCAUUUACUUUUAUAUUUUCACAGA